CAGCAGUUUUAAGCGGCUUCUCUAAAUAUUUCAUUUGCUUCGUUGACACGAAAAUGUUUACCAUAUCCGAAUUUCGAAUAUGAUCAUCUGUCUUAUAACCAGUAUGUGGUGACUAGUAUCCUUAUUUUACACGAAAAGUGUUUCCCAAAUGUUCUAAAAGAAGGCGGUUUACAAUACUGUUACGAUUUGUGAUGAAACGAAUAGUUCACUCUUCUAUCACAUUUCUAAGAAGCAGAAUAAAAUUAGUUAUUUUGGCUGUCAUCCUCUUGGCUGCAAUAGAACAUUUCGGACUGUUUCUGCACCUGUUUGAAAGAGACUACAGUAGUUUUUCUUAUCCUUUAGAAAUUCCAAUAGGCGAAACUCUGGAAACUAUCCGGAAAGGUCUGAAGCCCCCCUACCAACCAAUCAACGUGUACAAUUACAGUUACAAGAUUACGAGUUUGCACAAAUGUCGAGCCCUGGAUAAUGAAUAUGAAAAGAUUGUGAUAUUGUACGUCAUCAAGUCAGCAAUCCCACACCUAAGCAGACGAGAUGCCAUACGCAAAUCAUGGGGGUGGGAAAAUCGGUUUUCAGACGUCAAUAUUCGAAGGAUAUUUGUUCUCGGCUUAACCACAGAGUUCGGGAUGCAGGAGCAAAUUGACGACGAAGCGAUAAAAAACAAAGACAUUGUCCAAGCAGAAUUCAUGGACAAUUAUUACAAUAACACCAUCAAGACGAUGAUGGCUUUCAAGUGGGUAACUCAGAAUUGCCCCAAAACUCAAUUCAUUGCCUUUGCUGAUGACGACAUGUAUGUGUCGACGAAGAAUUUGCUUAAGUUCGUCAGGAAUCCUUUCAACAGGAGAGUUGGAUUCAGAAGACGAAGAUCCGUAGAUUAUCCUCUGUAUCAAGAUCCCUUGUUGAGUGCAUUCGAUGGAAGACUCUUUUCCGGCUUCCUGUUCGACUCUUCCCCUAUGAGGCACAAAUCCAGCAAGUGGUUUGUGAGCCUGGCGGAGUACCCCUUCUCCAGGUACCCGCCUUACGUUACAGCAGGUGCUUUCGUACUGUCGUACCCCGCUCUGGAGGACAUGUACUACGCCAGCCUCUUCACGAAGCACUUCCGCUUCGACGACGUGUACCUCGGAAUUCUCGCUAAGAAGUGCGGAAUCACACCUCUCCACAACGAACACUUCCACUUUUGGCGAAAGGAGUACACCAAGGAAGGGUACCGGAAUGUGAUAGCGUCCCACGGCUUUGGCGACCCCCAAGAACUGACAGCAAUUUAUGAAGAACAGCGAAGUGCAGGUCAUGCGUGA
Messenger RNA from Uloborus diversus, 1292 nucleotides. RefSeq names its product beta-1,3-galactosyltransferase brn-like. Gene Ontology annotation, cellular component: membrane. The transcript has 3 exons. The coding region runs from base 192 to 1292 and encodes 366 amino acids. The record is from RefSeq and is a predicted model, not a curated record. Gene Ontology annotation, molecular function: hexosyltransferase activity; UDP-glycosyltransferase activity. NCBI's taxonomy places the organism in Eukaryota, Metazoa, Arthropoda, Arachnida, Araneae, Uloboridae.